CGAAGAACCUAUCAAGCCUCGGUCUCGAUUCGACUCGUUAACCCAUAGUUGUGUUAAUAGUCUACUCUUAAGUCUUAAUACGCUAGUCUUCCGGAAGAACAGAGUAAGUGCCAAAAUGUCGAAAACCUUCGCAACAUUUGAUCUCCAACAACUCACACAGUUAUCUCAACCAAUUCGUGAAUUACUUUCAACAACACCUUACAAUCCCUCAGAAUCUCACGAUGUUUGUAUCAAAACUUUCCUCGAAUCACUUCUUCCUCCCAAAACCUUCGAUAACAGCAAUAUCCGAUCGAAAAUUAGGGAUUUCUCUCUCUGUUGCGCAUUACUCUCCUCUUCAAACCCUAAAAAUUCAUCUCACAUUAGCUGGAUUUCUAAUAAACUCUCAAUCGCUGCGAAUUCGGCUUUUCGAGCUCUUUCGGAAUCCAUUUACGGCGAUUCUGAUGAUAUUUUGAGUUCGGAGAAGAAAUUGGUGAUCGAAUUGAUGCCAGAUGUACUCCCUUUGAUUAAGAAUAUCAUCAAGGAGAGUUCCAUCAAUGGUGACAGUGAUGAAAUAUCUGCUGCGUCUGCUAGGACUCCUCUUGCGUACGCCAUUGUUGCUGCUUAUCAGCUUAGAUGGUUUGUCUCACAGGUUGAGCAUCCGCAUUUGGGUGAAAUGUGUGCUUUGAUUAUUCCGUGUGCGCUUACAGCUCUUGAUCAUUGGUCUUCUGAAGUUAAAGGGAAGGGUAUGUUGAGCUUCAUACAUAUAGCUAAAAAUGUUAAUGCUGCUGAGCUUGGUGGAUAUGGAGAAGUGAUUCUUGAUGCAUGUUCAAAUAUCGUUUCCAGUGAUGAAAAUUGGCAAUAUGGUGUUGAGAUGUCUGUACUUCUUGUGACUUGUUUGCAGAGAAAUAACCCCCGUAGCCCCUGGUUUGAGAAGCUUUUAAACGAGAUGCUAGGUCAUUUGGAGCGCCAUCCUAGGAAUAAGGAUCACCGUAUUGCAUGGCUGGAACUCAUUGAACCAUUCUUUUGCUGUGUCGGGCUUUUUCUGCUAGCUCACUUCAGACGUUUGUUUCCCCUAUUCUUCAAAUGGAUGCAUGCAGAUGACGAUGAAACUGUUUUGUUGGUUCUUUCAAGGAUCCGUGCAGUUGUAAAGUUGACAUGGAUAAGGAGCAGUCCGUACACUGUAAGAUUAGUGGAUGAACUGGCCAAUUUAUUCAAGGAGGCUGCUACGAAAAGUGCUCGAGAGGAGAUAAGAUUAUGUAUAUGUCAGAUAUUAAUCCUGCUUCAGCGAUGCAAAGGACUACAAUUUGAAUUGACUUGGGAAAAGCACAAGGAUGAUCCAAACUUGACGAGUCUUGUUCAGUCCAUUGGUGGAAAGGCCACAUCAGUCAUCCAAUGAAUAUGAAAGUUCCUUUGCACUCAGGGGGAUGAAGCAUUUUUAAGAAAACAUGGUAACACAAAGGCACGGCCAAGGCUUCGUAUAUUGGAGCCCUGGAGAAGUUGGCACAUAAGUCAGAUAGGGUUUGCAAUAUAAAGAGGCUGGUUAGAUUGGCGGACUGCGUUCAGGAUAUGCUAUGUCUCGUACUCGAGUACCAUCUACAUGCUCUAGUUAGUUAGCUAAAUUCCAGGAGGGCUAUCUCCCUUUUAUUUUCUUUGACAUCUAAGGGACAUGGAUAUCUUUCGUUCGUGCUGGCGUUAGUUGUGCUGGUGUUUAGCUGCUUAGCCUCCAAACAUUUUGCUUUGUUAUAGUAGUAGUUUUGUAGAUAUGCAGUACUCAUUCAGAUUGGAUGAUGUUUAAUUGUAGAGCUAAUUUAGUAUGAAGUAUAAACAAUGACAUUUCUCAUUUUCUCUUGAACCAGUUACCUUUUGAAAAUUUGAAAUUGACAGUUUGGACUCUUUUCAUGUUA
This is a messenger RNA of Beta vulgaris subsp. vulgaris (sugar beet), 1883 nucleotides long. RefSeq lists its product as uncharacterized. The record is from RefSeq and is a predicted model, not a curated record. Lineage: Eukaryota; Viridiplantae; Streptophyta; Magnoliopsida; Caryophyllales; Amaranthaceae.